AUGAUUGUUACUGAAAACAAAACCGAUUUCAUACAAGACUAUUGCGAUGAAAAUCUUGACCGAAGAAUACUAAUCAGUAAUUCUGGUGUUUAUUCGGCUCUUACUUUGCGUCCAUCGGAUUCCGAUAUAAAGUCUAAUCACAAAUGUUUGGCUAAGAUUAUAGGAGAAGAGAUUUUGGGUGAUAAUAAUAGUUUGGCGUUUGGAAUAAGACAUGUAUGGAGUCGGACACCAUUAGGUGUGACGGCGGACAACAGACAUGUAUUUAUAAUGGGUUUGAAUGUGACGGACAUAAUAACUGUCCAUUUGGUAGCGACGAGAAAGAUUGUCCGCUUCCUAUCGCACCUAUUGAUGACGAUAUCGAACAUCGCACUCCAGCCGUUACCCAUUCAAGACUUUGAAGGAGUAGUACUACCGGUGGCCGCAGCGGCCGAAGCGGGUGCGCCGCCCGCCGCCGAUCCGGUCGCUGACGCGGCCGACGCAGCCUUUGAACCGGCUGUUGACGAUCCGGCGGCUGUCGAUCCGGGCGCUGAUGAAGCGGCUGCAGAUCCGGCCGCAGAUCCGGCCGCAGAAGAACCGUCUGCUGAAGGAUUGGUCGCUGAAGAACCGGCCGCUGAGUUUACAUUUGUACCUGAUCCACUUGUUCCAGCCGAUGCAGCCGAACCUUGUUUCGGUGCUCCCGUCACACUACCCGAACGCGCCGACUGCGCUCCCGAUGCCGGAGCCCCUGAUGGCUGUGCUUCUGGUGGCGGCGCCCCGUCGGCGGGUGGAGGCGGUGGC
Medioppia subpectinata is the source of this 777-nucleotide messenger RNA. The record is from the annotation of a GenBank genome assembly. Lineage: Eukaryota; Metazoa; Arthropoda; Arachnida; Sarcoptiformes; Oppiidae.